UUUCGUUAGGGGAGGUACUAUGGACUUUGCUGAACUAAAGAUGUCGAUACUAUGCCUGGUAUUUUUAUUCGCAGUAGUCACGGCUACUCCAAAAGUUCACGAAGAUGAUGGAGGUAAAGAAGCAGAUCAUGGUGAUUCCCAUGGACAUGCCCAUUCCUAUCAUCACUUUUCCGGACCAGUAGUAGGUCAUCACGAAGAAAUAACAUGGAAAGACAAACAUGGUGACCAUUACCAUGAUUAUCGUGCUCAUCCUAAAUACAAAUUCUCUUACGGAGUUGUAGAUCAUCAUACAAAGGAUCAUCACGAUCAAAGCGAGCAUCGAGACGGAAAAAAAGUUGAAGGAGAGUACCAACUUCACGAACCAGGUGGUAACGUAAGGGUUGUCAAGUAUCAUGCUGAUCCACAUGGUGGAUUUUUCGCUGAAGUUCAUAAUAUUGGUGGAAACGAUCAUUCUGGUGGACACAAGCAUGGAUAA
Molecule: messenger RNA, 475 nt
Organism: Polistes canadensis
Lineage: Eukaryota; Metazoa; Arthropoda; Insecta; Hymenoptera; Vespidae
Product: adult-specific cuticular protein ACP-22-like
Exons: 4
Coding region: 20-475 (151 amino acids)
Cellular component (GO): extracellular matrix
Source: RefSeq, a predicted model, not a curated record